ACGCCGGGGCCGGCGGCGCGCGGCGGCGUCGCGACGACGACGACGACGACGCCGACGCCGGCGACGACCCCGCCCGCGUUGCCGCACCUCCCGAGCUGCAUCUGCAAGGAGUGCAAACAGAAGCGGAGGCUUCAGAAGUCCGCGGCGAGGGAUGAGGCGACGCGGCGACGCGAACGCCUCGCGUUCGGCGACAGCGACGACGAGGAGGGCCAGCUCGCGCGCGAGCGUCACCGCCGCCGCGAGGCGAUCCGCGCCGCGGACCGCGAGGGCGCGCGCGACGAGAGCGCGCGCCGCAGAAACGCCGGGAUCGGCGGCGUCGGCGCGAACAGAGUCCCCGCGAGGACGCUCGUCGUCUGCCCCGCGAUCGUCGCGCAGCAGUGGAAGGACGAGACGGAGGAGAAGAGCAACCUUCGCGCGGUGAUCUAUCACGGCGCUUCGAAAAACUUCCUCGACGAGACCUCGCUCCUCGCGCACGACGUCGUCGUCACGACGUACGGCACCGUCGCCGCGGAGUACGCGAAGUGGACGCUAACGAAGGAGCUCACGCCGCUGUUUAACGUGCGGUGGUUCAGGGUGGUGCUGGACGAGGCGCACAUCGUGAGGAACCGGAGGACGAACUCCUCCGUCGCCGUCGCGCAUCUGCAGUGCGAGCGGCGGUGGUGCCUGUCCGGGACGCCGCUCAUGAACGGCGCGGACGACGUCUACUCGCUAUUUCGGUUUCUGCGCUACCAGCCGUUCGCGUCGUGGAACCACUUCCGGCUGACGAUAAGCAACCCGUGCCGUAAGGUGCGGAACCCGGCGGCGCAGCUCGAGGGGUUCAAAUGCUUACGCGUCGCGCUGCGAGCGGUGGCGUUGCGGCGGACGAAGCAGAUCACGAUCGACGGCGCGCCGAUCGUGGUUCUUCCCCCGCGCACGAUCGAGGUCAAGGAGGUGGAGUUCGACGAGAGCGAGCGGGAUUUCUACCGCGCGCUAGAGGAGGGCACGCAGGCGCUGUUCGAUAAGUACGUCAAGCGCGGAUGGAAACGAAAUUACAUGCACAUCCUCGUGCUGCUUCUGAAGCUUCGACAGGCGUGCGAUCACCCGCUGUUGCUGAAAGAAGCGCGGUUCGGGGACCAAGACGGCGGCGCCGGCGAGGACGGCGCCGGCGCGCUGACCCGCGACGAGCUCCUCGCCGAGCUCGGCGUCGCGCGCGUGCGCGAGCUCGAGCGAAACAUCGAAGAGUGCGAGCAGUGCCCGAUUUGCAAAGACGCCGACGGUCGCGACGACGCCGCCGACGCCGACGCCGACGCCGACGACGCCGCCGCCGCCGCCGCGCCCGAAAUCGCGAACAGCGCGAAGAUUCGCGCGGUGCUCGAGCAGCUCGACGCGACGAGAGCCGCCGCGCCGGUCGUGGACGGACGCAGGACGCGGCCGGAACAGACGGUGUUGUUCUCGCAGUUCACGACGUUUCUCGACAUCGUCGGCCCGAAGAUCGAGGACGCCGGGCACUCGGUCCUUCGCCUGGACGGGACGCAAGGGCUCCCGAAACGCGCGGCGAUCGUCCAGGCGUUUCGAAGAGGCGAGGCGACCGUGCUCCUCGUCUCCCUGAAAGCCGCGUCGCUCGGCCUCAACCUGAACUGCGCGAACAACGUCAUCCUCGUCGACCCGUGGUGGAACGCCGCGAUCGAGGACCAGGCGAUCGACCGCUGUCACCGCAUCGGACAGACGAAGGAAGUGAAGGUGACGCGUCUCAUCGUGAGCGAAUCCGUGGAGCUUCGCAUCCAGGCCCUGCAAGAGCGCAAGCGCGCGAUAUUCAACGCCGCGCUCGGCGACGGCGCGGAGUCCCUGCGCGCGAUGCGGCAGCAGCUCUCGCUGCGGGAUCUCCAGGACCUGUUCGGACGCAGGGUCCAAGGCGCCGCCGGCGCCGCCGGCGACGCCGACGCUGCCAUCAAAUGCCGGUGCGCGCCCGGGCGAUGCAUGACGUGCGCGUGCGUGACGCUCGACACCAAGUGCACGCCCGCGUGCCGGUGCGGUGGGAUGUGCGCGAACGGGAACGAGGAGGGCGCGCCGCCGGCGGCGCGCGCGGCGGUGGGGCCGUUCGGCGCGGAGCCGCGGCCGCGACGGGUCAAGCGAGAGCCGCGGCGGUGA
Molecule: messenger RNA, 2127 nt
Organism: Micromonas pusilla CCMP1545
Lineage: Eukaryota; Viridiplantae; Chlorophyta; Mamiellophyceae; Mamiellales; Mamiellaceae
Product: SNF2 super family
Exons: 2
Coding region: 682-2127 (481 amino acids)
Biological process (GO): DNA repair
Cellular component (GO): nucleus
Molecular function (GO): ATP binding; ATP-dependent chromatin remodeler activity
Source: RefSeq, a predicted model, not a curated record